AUGCGCUCCAGGCCACUGCCUGUGGCUGCCUGUACGGAGUCAUCACUCGAGGCGGUGAUGGGGCAUGGCAGUGCAGAGCCACAAAGAGGUCCUGUCGAAUGGCUGGGGGCAGGAGCUUGCAGGUCCAGCAGAGACAUGCAGAAGGAUGUCAUCGAGCCUCCCUCUCGGCCUCCGAUGCCAACCUUCGGGGAAAGAGUCAAAGCACAAGCACAGGCCUCGCCCCUUACAGCUCGAACUGCCGGCGAAGACACAGACAGUUCAAGUGGCGACGAAAUCUGCUUCUCCGGGAAGCCGUUGCUGGCGUCUGAGCAAGCGGACUCCGUACCGAAGGCGAGCCUGGGCACUCCUCCGAACACAGAACCCUCCAAGGAGGCGCGGCUGGCAGCUGUGCGAGCGCGGAUGCAGACUUUGGGAUGUUCGAAAAAGGAGCGGAAGGAUGCGCAGCAGGACAACUUGGACAGGGGUGACGACAGUGCGAAGUGCAUCGAGUUACCGGCCGGCGACUUUGGAAGUGGCCCGGACGUCUCGAUGCUUCCAUCCAGCGUCUUUGAAAAGCCCAAACGGGUGGAUGAACCUGGGACGGAGGCCGAGGCCCCUCACAGAGGUGACAGACCCAGGUCAGGUGUCACGAGCGAGGGCAGUGAGGACGAGCCCCAGGAGCACAAUCAGCGGAGCUGGUGGGCGCAGUUUUUCCGGCUUAGGCUACUUCAAACACCUGGAGCUGCCAGCCUUUGCGUGCCUUUGGCCCGGAUGGGUCUGCAGGAUACAGAUCUUCCGUCGGUAACGGCCAGCCUGGACCGGCUGCUCGAAGACCUGCGUGGUGAGCGGCUUGACACGCUUGCCGAAAGCAGCGAGAGCCUGCACCGGCCACCUGUACGUGCUCUGCUCGAAAUAGACCUCUCAGACAACAGCAUCUCCGAUCCCGGCGCUGUCUUUCUCUUCCGCUGGCUCUUGCGGCGUCGCAAGGAGGUCCGGUGUCGAGCCAUCCGCUUGGCUCGCAACAAGUUGGGAGAUGCUUCGAUGGAGUGGCUUGCAGCCCUGAUCUGUGCGCAGCACUCUGCCAUCGAGGAAAUCCAUCUCUCACAGAACCGCAUCACAGGUUCUGGUGCCGGGCAGCUUCUUCUCUCGUUGGCCUUGCAUCCCUUCGAGGCCUAUCCCUGGCUGGACAAACCUGGCCUCUUUGCCCCUGCUUGGGUCAGCCUGGACCAGAACAAUGUCCAGGAGUCUGCAGGUCUGCUCGGGCGUCUGCGGCUGCGCGCAGGCCUACGUGCCGUCUGCACUGACGGUCCGCAGCGGAAGUCCAGCUUCAAUGAGGCACCGCAUGUGCAGCUUGGUAGCAACUUUCUGAGCUCCGUUGCGUCGCGCUCGAAGCCAUCCGUCCUGCCGCUGGCGUUGGAGAAGGUUUGUCAAGGAGGCUCCUGGCCACCUUUGCCUGAAACGGAGAAGCCGCUGCCGAAUCUUCCGCGGACAACCUCUAAGUCGAGUCUCUCUCUGAUGGCACCUCAGACUUUUCGCAGGGAGCUCCUGGUGGACGAAGAAGAAGGGGCCGGCCUCCACUUGGAGACCGUGACUGAGGGGCUGAAGAUUUGUGAAAUCGCAGAGGUUCCGGGCCAGCCUGGCCUCCGCACUGACGACAUCAUCGUCGCAGUCGACGGCUUGCCUUUGUGGUGGUCAGCCUGCGAGCACGACCCCAAGGCCAAGGCUCCGAGGCAAGAAAGUGAGGAUUCCGAAGUAAAGGAUGCCGAGAGCGAUGAUGAUGCCCCAAGCGCCCGCUUCCGGGCUCGGUUUCGGCGUGGUGCGCGCUUAGACGUCUUCCGACAGAAGGCCCCCGAAGCUGCGCCAGCGCCCAUGCGGCAGCCCAUCCUGAGAGCGCAAGUCGGGUCACGGCGUGCUGCUCGUUUCUGCUGUCCCAUCUGCUGGGAUUCCUUUGACCGCUGGAACGAUUGCUUGCAGCAUCUGCGUGAACUCGGGCAUGAGCCAGAGCCACCUCCGGACCAACGGCGCGAAGAAGCAGCUGCUUGUUUGCGGAGGUGGAUGUCAACGUGCAUGUCGGCCGCUCGAGGUGAACUGCCACGACCAGCCGAUGUCAAAGCCGAGGCCACGCGGAUGCCAAGUCUUCCUGAGGACAAGGCUGAGACGGAGACGCUGCUCCUUCCCGCGCCCAUCGGGUUUUACGGACAGCGCAAUCGUUCGGUGAUGGAGUCUCUCGCAGAAGAGAUCUCCCGCUUCGGCUCUGAGCAUGGCUGCGCAGUCUGGAUGCUGCCGGAUGGGUUGCGAGCGCAGUGCCCGCAAGGCCCCGAGGCUGCAAGCAAGAUUGCUUCUAUAGCUGCCGACUUACUCGAGAUUCUGCACUUCUACCUCCCUGACGUGGCUGACAAUGCUGAUGACGGCGCUGGCUUCGCACCUAUUCCGGAGGGUCGUGAGUACGCAGUGGAGUGGGCAGAUGACUGGGCCUCGUGGCUUGAGCAUAUGCUGCAGCAACAGGCAGAAGAGGCUCGAGGGGCCGAAGUGGCAGAGAUGGCGGAGGCGGAAGUCGCAGGAGCAUCGCUUUUGCGAGCUGAGGCGCUCCCGUUUGUGCCACAGCAGGCCGUGGAUCUGGCAGCCUUGAGGUUGCUGGUUUUGUGUGGAUUGCCAGGAAGCGGCAAGAGCACUUUAGCACAGCGGCUUGGAGGGAACUGGGUGGUCGUAAACCAGGAUUGCCUUGGCUCCCGGCAAGCUUGCAUGAAGGAAGCUCGUGCUGCCUUGAGGCGGCCGAAUGGUCGCAUUGUCAUCGAUCGAUGCAACGUCAAUGUGGCGCAGCGGGCAAUUUGGACACAGCUGGCGGUCCAAGAGUUUGACUUGGAGCCUUGUCAGAUGGGUUGUGUUUGGCUCGAUGUGCCUGAUCACGAAUGUGGUCGCCGGGUGCUGCGACGCUUUGCCCACAAUACACUUCCACCGCGUGAGGCAUCUCUGAAGGUAAUCCGUGGCUUUGCGAAGAAGUGGCAGGCACCAUCAGCGGAAGAGGGCUUCGCGCACCUUUGGCGCAUUGCAUCUGAAGUGGAUGCAGAGGUGUUUUGGUCGGAGAUGUCGGCUGCUGGCCAACUGCUUCCGGACAGUCGCGCCAAGGAGCCGGAAAAGCCCGUUCAAGUGCUUGGAGCCACUCCCGAGUUUCUGGCGCCGCCUUCGAGAGAAGCUCGCGCUCAAAGGGAGCCCUCCACCGAGGAGGGAGCCAUGGAUGCAAAGCCUCGGCCCCCUGGUCGCUUCCAGCUGGAAGAAGCUGCAAAGACGAUGGCGGCACAUGCCGCGCCUGCUCCGCGGCCGGAGGGUGGCAAAGUUUUUGAAUUGCGUCCAGCAGAGGAGGCAAACUGCGCCAGUCCGAGUUCAAGGACCAAAGAGGUUGUGCUGGAGCCCGCUCAGCUGGAUAGUCCAGGAUGCGGUGCGGAUUUCUGGCGUUUGCCGAUGGGUAACGACCAAGAGCUCGACGCAGAGGGCUACUCUGGGGCAAAAGCUCCAGAAGGAGACGAUGCUGCAGCAGCAUCAGCAGCGUCAUCAGCGAUAGCAGCAUCAGCGGCAGCAUCAGCGACAGCAUCAGCAGCAGCAGCAUCAGCAGCAGCGGCCGCAGCAGAAGCCACCGCAGCAGCAGUAGCAGGCGAGGUUGCACACACCGAAGCUGCCGAAGAAGCCGAACCAACAGGGGGUGGCAUCGACUUCUGGCGGCUGCCAAUGUGCUCCGGCUCUACCUUGGAGGAACUUCUCCGAAUUUUCAUGGACCGCGCGUCCAUCCCUAGACUCGUAGGCUUCUUAGGUGCGGCGGAUGCCUUCUCAUGCCCUCCUGCUGUGUCUCACGCUGGCCGUGGCUUCCGGAGAAUCCGAGGCGGUGUCUGCAUCCUCCUCACACUGGUUGAGGCCGGAAGUCGGAAGCUUGCAGUGGAUUGUGGAGAGGGCCAGAGUCACCUGGUCAUCCAUGCCUGCAGGAACAUCAGUGCCCAGCGGGAGCAGGGCGCGAAAGCGGAGCAAGGAGCCUCCGCCGCUGAAGGACAGGCAGCGAAGUCAAAGAGAUACACGCAGGUCUCAGCUGCAGGGGCCCUCAGCUCCCACGAACUGGAGGCAGAGCUUGCCAGACUCGAGAAGCCACGACAGUUCGGUACCCUGGCGGAGCUCGAAGCGGCCGCAGGAGACAAGCUGAGGAUGUGGCAAGUCCCGCUGACGGAUGCCACCGGCCAGAUAGAGAGCGUGGAGACCAUCUGGACACAGCAGGGCGAUACCGGGCCUGCGGGAGAAGCUGGCACAGUGGGCGUCCAGGGCCCACCAGGCCCGCCUGGACCGCCCGGAGACGACAGCACGGCUUCCAUCGACAUGGCAGACUCUGUGGGGCCGGAGGGGCCACCCGGCCGGGCUGGAUCAGAAGGUGACAUCGGAAAGCCCGGUCCGCAAGGAGACCCUGGCCCUGUUGGUCCCCCAGGCAGGCAGGGGGAAUUCAGCGACGAGCAGAAGGCUGAGUUCGUCAAAGUUGUGCGGCAGCUGAACAAAGCCGUGAAGCAUGCGGCAGAGAUGGACAUGAUUGAGAACACAGUGCUGAAUCGCAGGCUCCAAAGGCUGAAGCAGCACUUCUUGAAAAUGCAGGCUAAUUUGACAAUGGCGGAGCACAUACUGAUGGAGCAGACAAAGCAGGUCGAAUGGAAGGUCAAAAACUUCCUGAAGACGGACGUCAAGGUAAACAAGACCAUUGCAGCUGCCAAAAAGGUAAAGGACACUGAAAUGAAGAUUCUGGCCGAGGAGGAGAAAGUGAAGGACGAGAUUGUGGAAGCCACGGCGAACGAAGCUAGCCAAGCAGAGCAGACCGUCACCGAUACGAUGACAUCGCAAUCCCAAGGUGCCUGA
Messenger RNA from Symbiodinium necroappetens, 4860 nucleotides. NCBI's taxonomy places the organism in Eukaryota, Dinophyceae, Suessiales, Symbiodiniaceae. The record is from the annotation of a GenBank genome assembly.